AUGUCAAAAUUUAUUCAUCGAACAGCUGCCAAUGGAUUUGAAAAUGGUAGCGAUGCAUAUGAAAGAAGUCGUCCUGAUUAUCCACUUGCUGUAAUAGAUCUUAUAUGUUCAACAAACACAGAUAUGCAAAGUAAAAUCAUAGUUGAUUUGGCUGCUGGAACUGGCAAAUUAACAAGAUUAUUAUCAUUAAUCGGUGCAAAAGAAAUCAUUGCUAUUGAACCUGUUACUAGUAUGCGUGAAAAAUUAUAUUCAAUUCCAGACAUAUCCGUAAUGGACAGCAUUGCAGAAGAUAUUCCAUUAGAAGAUGCAAGUGUUGAUAUUGUUACGGUUGCUCAAGCUUUUCACUGGUUCAAUGGACAAAAAGCCCUAAAGGAAAUUUAUCGUAUACUCAAGCCGAAUGGUAAAUUGUAUCUUUUUUGGAAUUUACGAGACGUAGAUAUGUGUACAUGGAUGGAUAUGAUGAAUAAAAUUAUCGAUCAAUGGCAACCACUAGGACACCCACACUAUCAAACAAUGAAAUGGUUGGAUGCUUUUACAAGUAAAUCAGAUAAAUUUUCACCCCUCGUGUUUCAACAAGUGCGUCAUGAGCAAUAUGUUACUAUUGAAAAUUUACUUGAUCGUAUUCUUUCAAGUAGUUUCAUAUCGUGCUUGCCGGAUGAUGACAAACGAAUCGUUUUAGAAGAAGUGAUAACGAUGAUAAAUCGACAUCCAGAAACGCUCGGAAAAACAGAACUAUUAGUACCAUAUCAAACGCAUAUGUACUGGUGUGAACGAUUGUCUUUAUAA
Molecule: messenger RNA, 786 nt
Organism: Rotaria sp. Silwood2
Lineage: Eukaryota; Metazoa; Rotifera; Eurotatoria; Philodinida; Philodinidae
Source: the annotation of a GenBank genome assembly